Megalops cyprinoides (Indo-Pacific tarpon) is the source of this 2563-nucleotide messenger RNA. It is a transcript of the gene hmgcs1, whose product is annotated as 3-hydroxy-3-methylglutaryl-CoA synthase 1 (soluble). The coding region runs from base 104 to 1627 and encodes 507 amino acids. Gene Ontology annotation, biological process: acetyl-CoA metabolic process. The transcript is spliced from 10 exons. Gene Ontology annotation, molecular function: hydroxymethylglutaryl-CoA synthase activity. The record is from RefSeq and is a predicted model, not a curated record. Lineage: Eukaryota; Metazoa; Chordata; Actinopteri; Elopiformes; Megalopidae.
UGUUUUGUCCGUGCAGUAACAUCGAAAGCUGACCUUAUGAUCUUAGGAAAGGACAGCUUUCUGUCUUCGAAACUAACACACAGCUGGCUAAGUAACUAGCUAUAUGAUUUUAAGCUCCGUUAAGAUGCCUGGAUCGGUUCCUGCAAGUGGCGAGGCCACGUGGCCCAAAGACGUGGGGAUCAUCGCCCUGGAGGUGUACAUCCCGUCGCAGUACGUGGACCAGGCGGAGCUGGAGCAGUUCGACGGCGUGGCGGCAGGGAAGUACACCAUCGGGCUGGGCCAGGCCCAGAUGGGCUUCUGCUCCGACCGGGAGGACAUCAACUCGCUGUGCCUGACGGUGGUGCAGAGGCUGAUGGAGAGGAACGGCCUCUCCUACGACAGCGUGGGCCGGCUGGAGGUGGGCACGGAGACCAUCAUCGACAAGUCCAAGUCGGUGAAGACGGUGCUGAUGCAGCUCUUCGAGGAGUCCGGGAACACAGACGUGGAGGGCAUUGACACCACCAAUGCCUGCUACGGGGGCACCGCCGCCCUCUUCAAUGCCGUCAACUGGGUGGAGUCCAGCUCCUGGGAUGGUCGCUAUGCUCUGGUGGUGGCAGGGGACAUUGCUGUUUACGCCACAGGAAGUGCGAGACCCACGGGGGGUGCAGGAGCAGUGGCCAUGCUGGUUGGGCCCAACGCACCCCUGGCUUUCGACAGAGGUCUGCGUGGUACCCACAUGCAGCAUGCCUAUGACUUCUACAAACCGGACAUGGUCUCAGAGUACCCUGUGGUAGACGGCAAGCUGUCUAUCCAGUGCUACCUCAGCGCGUUGGACAGGUGCUACUCGGUGUACCGCAACAAGAUCCAUGCACAGUGGCAGAAAGAGGGCAUUGAUAAACGUUUCAGUCUGGAAGACUUUGGCUACAUGGUCUUCCACUCUCCCUACUGUAAGCUGGUCCAGAAGUCCCUGGCCCGGCUGGUACUCAACGACUUCCUCAAUGACCCCAACCCCAACACAGAGAGUGGGUUAUUCAGUGGCCUGGAGGCCUUCAGGGAGGUGAAGCCAGAGGAGACAUACUUUGAUCGAGAUGUGGAGAAGGCCUUCAUGAAGGCGAGCACAGAGAUGUUUGUGCAGAAGACCAAGGCCUCCCUCCUGCUGUCCAACCAGAACGGAAACAUGUAUACUCCCUCAGUCUAUGGCUGCCUGGCCUCUGUCAUCGCAGUACAUACCCCUCAGGAGCUGGCAGGGCAGAGGAUCGGUGUGUUUUCCUAUGGGUCGGGAUUUGCUGCCACACUCUACUCCAUCAGGGUCACGCAGGAUGCCACGCCAGGGUCAGCGCUGGACAACCUGGUGGCCAGUCUUUCUGACCUCCUGGCCCGGUUGGACUCCAGGAAGAAGGUUUCCCCAGCCGUGUUUGCUGAGAACAUGAAGCUGAGAGAGGAGACUCACCACCUGGCAAACUACACCCCUCAAGGCAGCGUGGAGGAUUUGUUUCCGGGGACAUGGUACCUGACGCACGUCGAUGAGAAGCACCGCAGGCAGUAUGCCAGACGGGCUCCCUGGAUUGGCCAGUUCCACCAUGGUGACAGAGUGCACCCACAGUCCGGCAAAGAUGAAGCCGUGACCAUAACCAACGGAGAGCACUGAUGUCAGCAAGCUGCAGGCACACGCGCCGAGAGGUCACUGAGACACCCGAAAACGAGACAAAGGAAUGCAAAACAGGACCCCACCCACCUUUCCUCAUUUGCUCAGUGGCACAGCACUGAACAAAACAUAGCCUAACAGCAAGGACAGAGCUAACUGACGGAUUCGGAGAUGGCAGACACUCCUGCACAUUCUUCUAUUGGCCAUAUUCCCCAAGCUUCAUACUGCUUUAGCGUUGACACACAAGCAGUUACUCCUUUGUCUGGCUGGUUUCUAAAGAUGUAUUUUGUGUAUGUAUGUAUGUAUGUAUCUAUAUUGAAGACGUCUUUAAAACGUUUAAAAAAUGUUUUAACCAGCUGGUUAGUGGCCCCUUCUGAGAAUACAAUGUAUGAAAUGUGUUUCAUAUUUUCAUAGUUUUUUCAUUAAGUUUGUCUGCACUUUUGACACAGUGUCUCCAUUGUUAAUGGAGAAAUGGGUCCUACAUGGAGUCAGCUUUGGGAAUAUGGCCGCAAGCGUCCGGGGACAUAAAGGGAAGUGGGUCUCUUCCCACCCUGUUUAUUUCAUUAAAUGCUGCUGUUGCUGAUGCUGCAUUCCUGUUUCUGUGCUGUAGGGUGUUAACUUUAGUCAGGGCAUGGGCAUAGGCUACUCUUACCACUAGAUGGCGUAGCUAACACUACAGAUUGUGACACGUUUUGGUAACUGUUUUGACACCAGCGAGCUAUAGGCGUGACCAAUGACAGAAGAAUGGUACAUGAGACUAAGCCAUUCCUAAUAUUAUUACAGAACUGAGUUUAUUUAAAUCGGGCAAUUAGUGUUUUUGGGGAUGAUGGUUGUCUUAAAAUUUCAAUAGAGAGAAUUUUUUUCCUAACUUUGUAGACUGACUGCAUUAUCUAUCAGACUUUGAAACGAUAAAUGGCAAAAUAUAUGAGGGGGGGGGGG